Molecule: messenger RNA, 437 nt
Organism: Sorghum bicolor (sorghum)
Lineage: Eukaryota; Viridiplantae; Streptophyta; Magnoliopsida; Poales; Poaceae
Exons: 2
Coding region: 30-437 (135 amino acids)
Source: RefSeq, a predicted model, not a curated record
AUAAGAGGAAAGGAAGGGGCAUCACCACAAUGAAUGACAUAUUCUCAAGGACAGCUGAUAUGCCUAAAAUAAAUCUCAAUCAAUAUGGUCAGCCUGUAGCAGAUGAUUGUAGGAAGUUUGCUAGUGCGAUUGGCUGUCUAGUGAGAAAGAAAUUACCAGUUGGAUUUAACGAUUGGAGGGCUGUUCCCCUUGGAAAGAAGCUUGAAGUUUGGGAUAACUUGCAGGCAUUCUAUGAUGUGGAUGCUGCUGCCAAGAAUUGGUUUAUGGAUACAGCUGCAAAGAAGUGGAAGGACUACAAGGCAGACUUAAAAGACAAGUAUUUUGAUGAAAUAUUAACAGAUGAACAAAUGAAGGAAAGACUUAAAAAUAUAUUAAAUGAUGAAGACUUGAAUGAUCUUAUUAUGUUUUGGAGGUCUCCUGAAUAUCAAGUAAGCUAA